CAAGAAACGAUCCCAACCUCCCAAUUCAUCAUCCUCGGGCGCCAAAACAACCAAGUACGGGACCAAUUGCUAUUACGCGGCAGCCCAAGAAGAAGCCGGAAACCGGUGAGCGUUAGUUAAAUUUCCAAUGCCAAGCGUGUGACGUGACGUGUCUGAGUCUUUUUGCUCGUCACAUUUCGCUUUUUAGUCUUGGGCGGGAACCUGCAUCUUGACCAUUUCUUCCUCCCCUUAUCCGCACACCAGCAAUUGAUCAUAAGCCUCGAGUCUGUUCCCUUGUGCUACUACUGCUACUACACAUUAUCGAGUACUGAUACAGCGAUACCCGAGACAAGUUGAAGAACAGAGUAUUUACAUCGACGACGUUGACUAUCACCUCACCGUACAUACUAUCUAUACCUACCGCAGCCCAACAUGAGAUGGAUAUCCAGAGUCUCGGUCGCGGCCGCAGCCACGGUGCUGCUUGCUUCUACAGUCUCAGCCCAGACAUGGAGCAAAUGCAAUCCUCUUCAGAACAGCAACUGUCCCAGCGAUGAUGCUCUCGGCAUGAGCAUCGACAUCGACUUCUCCAAAGGCGAGGUAAACUCCUUCGCAGCCUCUGGAUCGCCUAAAUACGACAGCGAGGGCGUCUCUUUCACCGUCGCCCGCGCCAAUGACGCGCCGCAGCUGGCAUCCCUCUUCUACAUCAUGUUCGGCCGUGUCGAGAUCACGAUGAAGGCUGCUCCCGGAGCUGGUAUCGUAUCGUCGCUCGUUCUCCAGUCCGACGUGCUCGACGAGAUCGACAUUGAAUGGCUCGGCUCCGAUAAUGACGAGAUCCAGUCAAACUACUUUGGAAAGGGCCAGACAACCUCGUACAACCGCGGCGAGUUUCACGACGUGACAAAUACGCAGGGCGAGUGGAUUACAUACACCAUCGACUGGACCAAGGACCGCAUCGUCUGGAUGGCUGGCGGCACUGUCGUUCGGACCCUCAACGCCGGCGACGCCGAGGAUAACCAGUACCCUCAAACUCCGAUGCAAGUCAAGUUUGGCGCCUGGGCUGGUGGUGAUCCCAACACAAACUCCGCAGGCACCGUCAAGUGGGCCCGUGGACCAACAGACUACUCCAAAGGUCCCUUCACCAUGAAGGUCAAGAGUGUCGUUGUCACGGACUACUCAACCGGUGACGAGUACAAAUACAAGGGCACAUCUGGCUCCUGGCAGUCAAUCGAAUCCGUCGGCGGUGAGAUCAACGGCAACGAAAACGGCGACGCCAUGACCGUCACUGCUACCGCCCAAGGAACUGUCGCUACAGCAGAUGGAAACGUCCCUGUCGGAGGUAUCGCCGAGGACGGAAGUCCCGCUACGGCUACACAGACCGGAUGGCCCUGGACCGGCUCCCGACCUUCUGGCGGAGCGAUCCCCGAAGGCUGGAGGCUCAACGCCAAGGGGAAAAUCAUUCCCGCCGAGAACAGCGCCGUCGUUCUUCAGCCUUUACAUAACGUUAUUGCCGUUGUACCCUUCUUGGCCGGCAUCAUGGCAUUUGCUGGUCGUUUCUUCUAGAGAAGAAACACCUUUACUUCACUUCACGGUAUAUGACCUAUAUAUUACGACUCGACAGCAUAUUUUGUCUUGGGCUUGGGCUCCUGUACAAUUUCCGGCACACAAUGACUUGUAGACAACACCGCAAGUAUGUAUGGAUGUGAUGCCUCACUGACAUGGCACGGUUGGUUGGCGUUUAAGGACCUGGGGCACUGAGUUGCGAUUGGAUGGCAUUUGGGUUUUGACACAUUGCUCUUAGCGACGGCGCAAUGCAUUUGGUUGUAAAGAAUAGACACAUGGCAAACAUGAGAUAGACAGGCGGUGUAUAAUGAGAGAACCAACCUACAUAUUCUCCGAGGAUCAAUAUAUACUCUAAAAUGGGCAACACAUUCCUCUGGCCAUACAAAUGUUUGAAAAAGAGAGCACUAGUAAAUAUAGUUAUCAGAAUCGUGCCCG
Messenger RNA from Fusarium verticillioides 7600, 1974 nucleotides. RefSeq names its product licheninase. NCBI's taxonomy places the organism in Eukaryota, Fungi, Ascomycota, Sordariomycetes, Hypocreales, Nectriaceae. Gene Ontology annotation, cellular component: fungal-type cell wall. Gene Ontology annotation, biological process: fungal-type cell wall organization; carbohydrate metabolic process. Bases 412 to 1539 code for a protein of 375 amino acids. The record is from RefSeq and is a predicted model, not a curated record. The transcript is spliced from 2 exons. Gene Ontology annotation, molecular function: glycosyltransferase activity; hydrolase activity, hydrolyzing O-glycosyl compounds.